This is a messenger RNA of Lampris incognitus (smalleye Pacific opah), 647 nucleotides long. It is a transcript of the gene coxfa4b, whose product is annotated as NDUFA4 mitochondrial complex associated b. The transcript has 4 exons. NCBI's taxonomy places the organism in Eukaryota, Metazoa, Chordata, Actinopteri, Lampriformes, Lampridae. The record is from RefSeq and is a predicted model, not a curated record. Bases 125 to 382 code for a protein of 85 amino acids.
GCGCUCGGCGCAGGACGAGAGCCGUGACACCGCGGCCGGCGCUGCUCUCUAGCGGACACGUUCCCUCCUCCUCCUCCUCCUCCGUCUCUCUGAGCUCAUAUCGCCAGCGAACCGACCACCGGCCAUGCCGUCCGUACUGGGGACCGUCGCCAAGCAGCUGAGGAGCCACCCAGCCCUGAUCCCCCUCUUCAUCUUCAUCGGUGGAGGGGCCGCCAUGAGCAUGAUGUACCUGUCCCGGCUGGCCCUGAAGAACCCGGAUGUCUCAUGGGACCGUAAGAACAAUCCAGAGCCCUGGAACAACUUGGCACCAAACCAGCAGUACAAACUUUUCACGGUCAACAUGGACUACACCAAGCUGAAGAAGGACAGGCCUGACUUCUAAGCCGCCUGUCUCCUGCUGACCCCUUCAGUCUGGGGAACAUGUGCACACUUUUCUGCCAAAAACCCACUGCGCUUAAUGAAGGCUGAAUCAUGUGUAGCCUCUGAUGUUUGGUCAGUUCGUUUCCGAUCAACGGAGGGGGGGGUCAUAUGUUUUCAAUUAAAAAACAAAAACAGGGUGCCACCUGUUUCAUAAAUGAAUGAUUUAUUUUUUGACAUUGUACUGUAAAUUAUUUAAUGAAUGUUGCCAUUUAAAAAGGUGUGAAUCA